This is a messenger RNA of Condylura cristata (star-nosed mole), 1171 nucleotides long. RefSeq names its product chromosome unknown open reading frame, human C16orf93 (gene CFAP119). Lineage: Eukaryota; Metazoa; Chordata; Mammalia; Eulipotyphla; Talpidae. The coding region runs from base 213 to 1160 and encodes 315 amino acids. The record is from RefSeq and is a predicted model, not a curated record. The transcript has 9 exons.
UUACGCAUGCGCAUUCUCUCCGCACUGAUUGGUGAGCACCGUACACUGUACACCUCCCUUGGUGAUCCCCUUAGCAACGGUGGCUGCGCCACUGAAGCUGUCCCAGAACCGAGACGGGGCCGAGCCUGUGUUGACCCGCGGCACGGAGGAACGACGCUAGAAGUACCGAAACUGCCCUCCUCCAGAAGUAUCACCGAUUCCUGGGACCGAGGAUGCAGCCGGAGCUAGAACAGACCUCCGAACUGCAGCUGGAACCAGAGAGGGACCUCGGCUCAGUGGGUGAAUCGGCCUCGCGGAUGCGAACAGUAACAAGGACAGAGUCGGGGACUGUAGAAGCGGAUGAAGAUCCUGCAGCCAAUUUGUUCCCGCCCCCGCUGCCCCAGCCUCGGAUCUGCAUGUGGAAGUACCUGGACAUCCAUUCCAUGCAUAGGCUGGAAAAGACAGCGAACGUUGAGGAGAUGAGGGAGGUGCUGGCAGAACUGCUGGGGCUAAGCUGUCCUGAGAAAAGCCCACAGGAAGCCAUCACCCUGGACCUCUUCUGCCAUGCACUCAUCUUCUGCCGCCAGCAGGGCUUCUCACCAGAGCAGACAUCAACAGCUUGUGCCCUGCUCCAGGAUCUUCACAAGGCCUGUAUUGCAACACCCUUGGGCAACGUGGAGGAAUGUUACCGCUACUUCACCAGUGUGCUCUUUUGCCAUGGAGUCAGGCGGCCCCCCUUCAGUAUCAACCUCUUUAAGGAGGAACAGCUGCUGGCACUUGCAGACUAUGUGGUUAAUACCUACUUCCGCCACUUCAAGCUCUACAAAUAUGUUUUUACACCUCAGGUGCGGCUGGAUCUAUCUUUGACUUACACGGGGCUACUGCCACCCAAGCUCUCUCCAGAGGGUGAGACCGAGGAAGAAGUUGAGGAGGUGGAGGAGGAGAUAGUCAUCCCAAAGGAGGAGGAAACGGAAACAGUGGCCGAGUCACAGCAAGAGCCAAGCCAAGUCUCCUUCCUGCAGGCCUACAUCAAGACCCAGCUGACCAAGGAAGUGGAGCAGCUCCAACAGCUGGUAGAGGAGCAGCUCAAGGCCAGUGAGGAGAGGCUCAGCAGCAAACUGACCACACUAGAGAGGCCCUUGCAGUUACCUCCAAGCAAAGGCAAAAACAAGAACAAGUGACCCCCAGUAUU